Penicillium cinerascens is the source of this 1254-nucleotide messenger RNA. Its product is annotated as NADH:flavin oxidoreductase/NADH oxidase family protein. The coding region runs from base 1 to 1254 and encodes 417 amino acids. The transcript is spliced from 4 exons. NCBI's taxonomy places the organism in Eukaryota, Fungi, Ascomycota, Eurotiomycetes, Eurotiales, Aspergillaceae. Gene Ontology annotation, molecular function: oxidoreductase activity; FMN binding. The record is from RefSeq and is a predicted model, not a curated record.
AUGCCUUCUCCUUUGGCAGAUUCAGUCAAACUCCCUUGCGGGCUCGUCUUCCCCAACCGCCUCUCCAAGGCCGCAAUGGCCGAGUUGAUGGCCAAAACCAACCAGCCCAACGACAGCCUAAACGAUGCCUACGAGCAAUGGUCGCAGGGCGGCUGGGGCAGCAUCCUGACAGGAAACGUCCAAGUCGACGUAGACCACCUGGGCAGCCCUUUCGACCCGGCGCUGCACGGCGAGUACACGGGUGACGACAAGACCGUCGUCAAGGAGUGGAAGAAGUACGCAGACGCUUGUCAGAAACACGGCACCCCCGCCCUUGUUCAAAUCUGCCACCCCGGUCGCCAGUCCUUCCGCCCAGCCGGACGGCGCGGUUUCUUCGCGCAAACUAUUGCACCCAGCGAAGUCCCCAUGAACAUAGGCAAUGGCCUUCUCGAGCAGCUAAUCGCAUGCGUGGCAUGGUCCCAACCCCGCGAAAUGACUCGCGGCGACAUCGAAAAAGCAAUCCGCUGCUUCGUCGACACAGCACGCCUAAUGGCCGACGCCGGAUUCUCGGGAGUCGAGCUACACGGCGCCCACGGCUACCUAAUAGACCAAUUCCUUAACAGCAAAACAAAUCUCCGCACUGACGAGUACGGCGGCACCCCCACCAAACGCGCGCGAUUCGUCCUCGACAUCCUGCGCGAAAUCCGCAAAGUAGUCCCGCCGACAUUCGCAAUCGGCAUCAAACUCAACUCCGCAGACCACAGCUCGUCCACCUUUGAGGAAACAAUGACGCAAAUCGCCCUCCUCGUCGACGCAGGAAUAGAUUUCAUGGAAGUCAGCGGCGGCAGCUACGAAGACCCCCAGAUGAUGGGGUAUGCCAAAUCGGAAACUCCAAAGUCCGAGCGCACCGCUGCGCGCGAGGCAUUCUUUCUUGAAUUCGCCAAGGAAGUGCGCCAGAGACAUCCGGGGCUAGUGCUUAUGUUGACGGGUGGGUUUAGGAGUCGGGCUGGGGCUGAGGCUGCUAUUAGGGAUGGGGCUUGUGAUCUUGUGGGUAUUGGACGGCCUGCGGCGAUUGAUCCCAAGUUUCCGUUGUUGUUGCUUGAUGAGAGUUUGGACGAUGAAAAGGCGGCGCUACCGCUUGAGAAGGUCCCAACGCCCUUUUAUGCGAGGUGGUUGCCGAGGAAUUUGAUUGGGGCGGGUGCUGAGAGUACUUAUUAUGCAGGACAGAUCAGUCGUAUGUCGAGGGGUUUGGCUACUCUUGCUCCGGCUCUUUGA